Molecule: messenger RNA, 1507 nt
Organism: Apis florea (little honeybee)
Lineage: Eukaryota; Metazoa; Arthropoda; Insecta; Hymenoptera; Apidae
Product: trypsin-1
Biological process (GO): proteolysis
Molecular function (GO): serine-type endopeptidase activity
Source: RefSeq, a predicted model, not a curated record
UAAAUGUAUCUGUUGCUUCUGCUCUUGGAAUAAUAAAUGGUAUAAACUUUUACAGGUGCAAUCGUCGGUCAUCAAAGAGGGAAUAAAUUUGAACGCAACACAAUACAAUGCAACGAUCAACGAUGACAAAAAUUUCUGGGAAUGGAUAUUGGCCGGGAUAUUGUCCCCUAGUGAUUCCACGACUGAAAAUCCGAAACCAGAAAUUCCUGAAACGUGUUUACCUUGCAAAUGCGGUUUGACGAACGUACAGAGACGUAUUGUCGGUGGUGUCGAGACUCAAGUUAAUCAAUAUCCAUGGAUGGUUUUACUGAUGUACAGAGGACGAUUCUAUUGCGGUGGAUCCGUUAUAAGCUCUUUUUACGUAGUAACUGCCGCCCAUUGUGUCGACAGGUUCGAUCCCAAUCUCAUAUCGGUGCGGAUAUUGGAACACGAUCGCAAUUCCACUACAGAGGCAAAGACGCAAGAAUUUCGUGUCGAUAAAGUGAUUAAGCAUAGCGGUUAUUCGACGUACAAUUAUAACAAUGACAUCGCGCUCAUCAAACUGAAGGACGCCGUUCGAUUCGAGGGAAAGACGAGACCUGUUUGUCUUCCAGAACGAGCGAAAACUUUUGCCGGAUUGAAUGGAACAGUGACAGGUUGGGGAGCGACAGCGGAGUCUGGCGCCAUAUCGCAAACUCUACAGGAAGUGACGGUUCCGAUUCUCUCGAACGCCGAUUGCCGCGCCACUAAAUAUCCAUCGCAAAGGAUUACAGACAACAUGCUGUGCGCUGGUUACCAAGAGGGAAGCAAGGAUUCGUGUCAGGGAGACAGUGGUGGUCCCCUGCAUAUCGUCAACAUGGAUACAUAUCAAAUAGUCGGAAUUGUAUCUUGGGGCGAAGGAUGCGCGAGGCCUGGCUACCCUGGUGUUUACACCAGGGUGAAUCGUUACCUCUCGUGGAUAAGUCGCAACACCGAGGACUCUUGUUACUGUUAAUUUACAAAAAUGAAGAAUAAUCACGCGUGGACGCAACAAGAGUCUCGUCUCGUGAUUAUUUUUAAAUUCAUCGUCUUAAAAAAAAAGACGACUAAAAUUCGUCCCCGUGAAUGAAUAUCUUUUUUCAAGUUUAGAAUGUUAUUUUAGAAUGUUCGCGAAUUUUUACAUUGAAAACCUCGGCGUUUUUUUUCUUGGAGGUCUUUCAUCGUGUGUCCAUGAAUUAACCCUCUAUAAUCAAACACCUGUAUUUAUAUUUAUAUUUUAUAGACAGUGUAAUUACAGUUUUAAUUUAUUUUGCCGUAACAUCAUUGCCUCGUAGGGGGCGCAAUCUGUGCGCAACAAUUAUUAAUUUCUAUUCUGUAUACAACUAUGGGGGAAAGCAGAAUUCCUGCACCUCGUGGAAGUUGAUAUAAACUUCCAAGGCUUCGUUAAAGUGCAGUUAUUAAAGUUUUAAAACAAUAGUUUGUAUAAAAUGUUAAUAUAUUCGUGGGACAUCUUUGAGGUUAAUUCUAGAGAGACUAAAAACAACCGAAA